AUGGCUAUGCUCAUCGCAAACCAAGGCCAAUACAUCUGCUUGGCUUUUUUUCUUGUGUUCAUUUUAGCCUUCUGCUCCUCUCAAGCAUCUUGUAGUCGCCAACUUUAUGGUGAAGACAAAAUCAUGCUCCAGAGAUUUGAGGAGUGGAGGGCUCAAAACGGACGAGUUUAUAAGGAUGCACAAGAGAAGGAGUUGCGCUACAAAAUAUUCAAGUCCAACGUGGAAUUCAUUGAAGCUUUUAACAAGAACAAGGACCAAAGAAAGUACACCCUAAGCCUCAAUAAGCUUGCGGAUCGCACCAAUGAGGAACUUCGAGCAAUGCGUAAUGGCUACAAUGUGAGGCAACAUCUCUCCAAAGAAGCGAUCACCUCCAACUCCAAGAAAAUAAGUCCAAAUACUUUUUUCAGAUAUGAAAAUGUAACCGAGGUGCCACCUUCCUGUGAUUGGACUACAACUGCUGCAACCCCGGUCAAGAACCAAGGAUAUUAUUGUGCGAGUUGUUGGGCGUUCGCAACAGUGGCAACAGUAGAAGGCCUUAACUAUCUUAAAACAGGAAACUUAAUUUCGCUAUCAGAACAAGAGCUUAUCGAUUGUGGAACUGGUACUGAAGUUAAUGGCUGUCGUGGUGGUUAUGUGGACAAAGCCCUUGAAUACAUGAUCCAACACAAUAUAGGACCCUAG
Messenger RNA from Prunus armeniaca (apricot), 681 nucleotides. Lineage: Eukaryota; Viridiplantae; Streptophyta; Magnoliopsida; Rosales; Rosaceae. The record is from the annotation of a GenBank genome assembly.